AUGGUUAACGGAGCUGGAGGAAAUUCAUCAUCUUCAACCUCGAAUUUAUCAGCGUUAGCCCCUCCAUUUACUGUCCAUAAACCAAAUGCUAAGCCCAAUUCAAGCGCUAAUUUGCAUUACCACGAGUCGCCUUACAGCCAUGGUUGGGAAUAUUCGAGCCCGUCAGCCCCGGUUGUUUUACAACCCUCUGGAAAUUCGAACGUGCCUUUACCCGAUAGCUGCCAAUUUUCAGCUUUGACAACUGUUGGCCCGACUGUUACUCAUUGGUCCACUUUUAGCUCGGGAAAUAGAGGGUCAUUGUCGAGUGCAUUUGCCUAUGGUGGUGAAGUUAAGCCUUAUUAUUCGCCCUAUGUGACUCCUAUGGUUGGAGAAGUGAGUCAAUUAGUCGAGGCGGAUGGGUUUCGUUACAAUAAAGGGAUGAAAGCUGGAGGGAAUUUUGAAUCUCAAAUUGACUAUACUCGGGGCAUGUGGGAUGUGGAUUAUGAUGAAGCUGAAUGGACUGGUAAUUCGGGACUUGAUGAUGGUAAGCGGGCCAAGAGAGUGGACUGUGAGGGGGUUUUAAUUGAGAAACCAAAUCUUGGUGGCUUGUACAGUUGUGGAAGCCAAUUGAAUCAAGGAGGGCCGGGCGCCGAAAAGAACACGGAAGUAUCUAAAGAAGGUUGUUCUGGUAUUACAAAUCAAUUAUUCAACCGGGUGCCAAUAAAAUCGAUCCCCACAGCCUACACUCUUACCUAUCCUAAAUCUCACUAUUCUAUCUCAUCAUCUGAAUUGAACAAGAGUUUCUCAGAUGAUCAGAAUUCAUCCACUAAGUGUGUUAAACCUGUUGAUAAACCAUUUAUUGACUCUGUAGCAGCAAUCAUGGCUUCCCCUACAGUUGUCAUUAGGCCAUCACCUGCUAAUAAUGGUUACAUUAAACAGUCCACUCUUGCCUGUAAGCCCACCCAGUGUGACAAUGUCGAAAGUGUGCAGAGUGUGAAGUUUGGUCCAGUACCUAAUUCCCAGUUUAAGGAAGGUUCGUUUCAAACAAGCCUUAUAGACAUUCCCGAUCAAGGGAAUUUUUCUGUUCCACCGAAAGAACUUUCAACACCGCUGCAGUCUAGGGACUCACUUGAUUGUAAGUGUAAGACCGGAUUUGGGGCUCAAUCGCGUGAUGUAAGUAUCUAUGGUGGGUUAAAUAUAGCUGGUGGUAAUGAUGUUCAAAUGGCAAAGUCCUCUGAAAAUUCUUUGGAGUUUGUUGUGGAUUCGCCUUGUUGGAAAGGAGCAUCGUGUUCUUCUCAAUUUUCAACACUUGAUAUAGAAGCUGGAAACUCCAACAAUUUGAAGAAAAAUAUGGACGAAUGUAAUCGGUCCAAUUAUGAAGCACACCAACAGAAUCUCGACUCGGUCUAUGAUUUCUGUCAAGAUUUUCCCGGAAAGUCUAGUGAAGGCAACAGUAACAUUGGAAAAAAUGAGUCUGAUGCUCAUUGUUCAAGUAAACACCAUGGUUUAUUGGGUGAUGCAAAAUGUACAGGUUGGAUAGCAAAAGGAAAUGAGACAAUUAAUGAACCCAAUUUGCUGGGAAGACAAUCUGUCCUUGCAAAUGUCUUGACGGGUGGUUUUGAUGAGAAAAUUUCCAGUGCCAAGCAUUUAACUAGUGAAGUUGAAGUGACGACUCUAAAUGAUGUCAGUGAAAGUGGUUGUGUUGCUGUUCAUGCUGCCGAGAAAGUUCUGGCUUCCCCUGCUUCUCAAGAAGAUGCCAACGAGCAUAUUAAAGAAGUCGAUCGAAAAUUGUUCGUGCCAACAGCGUUAAAGGCAAUGCAUAACCUUUCCGAGUUGCUUAUGCUUCAUCUUUCGAGUGAGUCAUGCUUUCUUGAGAAAGAAAGUACGGAGACUCUCGAGAAUAUAAUCAGCAACCUUAAUUCCUGUAUGCGAAAUAAAUUCACUGAGGGAGGUAGGAAGCUGGAAUUAAAUAAUCCUGCUGGAGACAGACAUGGCAAACUUUGGGAGUACCGUAAUGUGGGCACAGUUUUAGGAAUUCAUACUCAUACGAUAAAUGCAGCUCCAUAUUCAGAUUUCAAGCUUGAUGGUCAGCUAAAGCAUGAGCAUGAAGGAAAUAACAGCCUUUCUGUUAAGAAGGAUGAGAAAUCACCAAUUUUAUCAUCCUUGAUGGAUGACUUAGACAUAACAAGUGAUGACAAUAUGACCAAGGCUAUAAAGAAGGUCCUCGACGAGAAUUUCCACCUAAAUGAAGAAAUUCACUCAGAAGCAGUUCUAUUCAAGAAUUUGUGGCUUGAUGCUGAAGCUAAACUGUGUUCCAUCAAUUACAAAGCUCGUUUUGACAGAAUGAAGAUCCAGAUGGGGCAGAUUAAAAUCAAGGCCCCACAAGACAAUGAAGACAGUGAAGUGCCUGAAGUUUGCGUUUCACCUGAAGGCAUCACAGCUUCCGAGAUGGGCCCUAAGGGCCAUCAUGAUGGCCCAAUCCCAAAGCCCGUUCUUCAGAAUGUUCCUAUUUCUUGCACAGAUGGGCCUGCUGAUAGUUUAGAAGCUUCCGUCAUGGCUAGGUUCAAUAUCCUGAAAUCCCGAGAAGAAAGUGCUAAGCCUUUCCAUAUGGAAGGACUACAGAAACCCGAUAAGAGUGUCAAUGGAGAGCAUGUAGACCCUAAUGUGGCCAGAUUUAACAUCUUGAAAUCUCGCGAGGAGAGCUUGGGAAAAUCGAUAAACAUGGUAGAAGAGAAUCAACAGUCGAACAAGAACAAUGCAUGCAAGAAUCUGGACGAGUUUCAUCUUUUGUUCGCUUAUGAUCCAAGAGUUCAUUCAUUCAGGAAUAACUUGGGAACCCGUGAUAGUUCGCCUUCGGAUUGGGAAAAUGUGUACUAA
Messenger RNA from Striga hermonthica, 2856 nucleotides. Lineage: Eukaryota; Viridiplantae; Streptophyta; Magnoliopsida; Lamiales; Orobanchaceae. The record is from the annotation of a GenBank genome assembly.